Messenger RNA from Volvox carteri f. nagariensis, 2334 nucleotides. RefSeq names its product catalase (gene cat1). Gene Ontology annotation, molecular function: heme binding; catalase activity. Gene Ontology annotation, cellular component: cytoplasm. NCBI's taxonomy places the organism in Eukaryota, Viridiplantae, Chlorophyta, Chlorophyceae, Chlamydomonadales, Volvocaceae. Gene Ontology annotation, biological process: response to hydrogen peroxide; hydrogen peroxide catabolic process. The transcript is spliced from 14 exons. The record is from RefSeq and is a predicted model, not a curated record. Bases 178 to 1674 code for a protein of 498 amino acids.
CGCCUGUCUUCAAAUACUUCUUCAUUCCUCUGGCAGUCGGAAUUCCACCGUUUUGUUGUGUUUAUACAGCGCUUAUCCCGAACUUUUCGGAAUUAAGGCUUGGAUAUUAAGGAGGCUAGUAACGUGAGAUAGCUCUUCAGCGAACCUCUGAGCUUCUAUCCUCAAAAGUUCGUGGAAAUGGAUCCGUCUAAGGUUCGCCCGAGCUCGGCCUACAACUCGCCAUACUGGACGACAAACAGCGGAGCGCCCGUAUGGAACAACAACAACUCGAUGACCGUGGGGCCUCGGGGACCCAUCCUGCUGGAGGACUACCACCUCAUCGAGAAGCUGGCCCAGUUUGACCGGGAGCGCAUCCCAGAGCGCGUCGUACACGCCCGGGGCGCUGCGGCUAAGGGCUUCUUCGAGGUGACCCACAAUGUGUCUCACCUGACCGCGGCAGACUUCCUGCGCGCGCCCGGCGUCCAGACGCCCGUCAUCGUGCGCUUCUCCACUGUGGUGCACGAACGGGGUUCACCGGAGACGCUGCGUGAUCCCCGCGGUUUUGCGGUCAAGUUUUAUACCCGCGAGGGGAACUACGACAUGGUCGGAAACAACAUGCCGGUGUUCUUUAUUCGCGACGGCAUGAAGUUCCCCGACAUGGUCCACGCCUUCAAGCCUAACCCCAAGUCUCACAUCCAGGAGGCCUGGCGCAUCAUGGACUUCCUGUCUCACCACCCCGAGUCGGCCCACAUGGCAAGUUUUGGACGGCUGACAUUCCUGCUGGACGACGCUGGCAUUCCGCUCAACUACCGCCACAUGCCCGGGUUCGGUGUCCACACAUUCAAGCUCAUCAACAGGGCGGGCAAGGAGACGUACGUCAAGUUUCACUGGAUUCCCAAGUGCGGCGAGAAGUACCUGCUGGACGACGAGGCAGUGCUGGUGGGCGGGGCUAACCACAGCCACGCCACCAAGGAUCUCUACGACGCUAUCGCGGCAGGUGACUACCCGGAGUGGACUUUGAUGAUUCAGACGAUGGAUCCUGCCGACGAGGACAAGUUUGAUUUUGACCCGCUUGAUGUGACGAAGACGUGGCCCGAGUCCCUGUUUCCAUUGCAGCCUGUUGGCCGCAUGGUCCUCAACCGCAACGUGGAUAACUUUUUCAACGACAACGAGCAGGUGGCCUUUUGCCCCGCCAUCAUUGUGCCAGGCAUUGGCUACACGGAUGACAAGCUGCUGCAGACGCGCAUCUUCUCGUACGCGGACACUCAGCGGCACCGCCUCGGCCCCAACUACCUGCUGCUGCCGGUGAAUGCGCCGCGAUGCCCCCACCAUAACAACCACCAUGAGGGCUUCAUGAAUAUCAUGCACCGGGACGAGGAGAUCAACUAUUUCCCGUCAAGGUUCGACCCUGUUCGCAACGCCGAGCGCGUGGCUGCCGUGUCGACUGCGCCGCUGUCUGGACGCCGCGAGAAGGUGGUUAUUGCCAAGGAGAACAACUUCGCGCAGGCUGGUGCCCGAUGGCGGUCAUUCGACCCUGCUCGUCAGGAGCGCCUUGUGGUGCGGGUGGCAGAUAUGCUGGCCGAUCCACGCUGCACGCAGGAGAUUCGGCGCAUCUGGGUGGGCUACUGGUCCCAGGCGGAUCCGCAGCUGGGCUCCCGUAUUGCUGCCAAGCUGCAGGGGCGCGGCUGCCUGUGAGAUGCUAUGAGCUCUCGGUUCCUCGGGAUAACGGGCACGGCGACGCAGGCACCGAACGGUGUUGGCCAAUCGCUUUUGUGAUGUCAACUGUCACGUCAUUGGCUGGUUUGUCGGUGGCUGUGAUGUGCUUUGUAGUUACUGGUAUUGUUGUGGUGCAAAGGGGCUCCGGCUUCGUCAACAUUGACGGGUCUUUUGACACAGCGCAGUGCAAGGCGCCAUAGCGCAACGCCGUUGCAUGCCGCCUCUCAUGCAUCUCUUCAGUGCGGAUGGGACAAAGUGAUACGGCGUCUGUCAGCUUGCGGGACAUAUAAGCUACUCGCCGCUUGGCCCGAGGCGACGUUCAUGGCGCUCGUUGCCUAAAAGGUCCUAGUUUUGGGUAUCCGCAAUGUACUAAGAUGCGAGGUUGCGGAUGGUUCUGUCCAUUGCAUGCCGUGUUGAGCUUGCAGGGCAAGGCAAUAACGUGUUGCCAUUUCAUCGCUGAAUUAGGCUUGAAUUAAUUUUGGCGCUUACGGCAUAAUCGCGCGUGCGCCUCUUGUGGGUGAACCGACUGUGUCCCGUUUGUGGAGUGUGCAUCCGGGGUACCCAGCGGCAUUAAUUCUUGUUCGCAUUCUUUUUUUAGUCGGAUAGCGGCAUCCUCUGUAAUUUAAGCACACCGGUAUG